Messenger RNA from Penicillium vulpinum, 4035 nucleotides. RefSeq names its product putative two-component osmosensing histidine kinase (Bos1) (gene tcsC). Gene Ontology annotation, cellular component: membrane. Gene Ontology annotation, molecular function: phosphorelay sensor kinase activity. Gene Ontology annotation, biological process: cellular hyperosmotic response; phosphorylation; phosphorelay signal transduction system. The record is from RefSeq and is a predicted model, not a curated record. Bases 1 to 4035 code for a protein of 1344 amino acids. The transcript is spliced from 2 exons. NCBI's taxonomy places the organism in Eukaryota, Fungi, Ascomycota, Eurotiomycetes, Eurotiales, Aspergillaceae.
AUGGCUAGCGCGGACGAGACACUCGCGGCCGCGACUGCCGUGCUGCAGAAUUUGGCAAGAGACGAAUCUAUCCCCGGUUCCUCUUCGCCCCCAUUUGAUUUCCAAUUAUCCAACGGUACCAAGUCGGCCAAACUUCCCGGAGAAAACAGUCCCGCCAAGGCAGCCUUCGAAGCCGAGCUUGAGGCCCUGGUGCGCCGCGUGCACCAUCUGGAAUUCCAAGCUGUCAGUCACCACAAUUUCCAACAGCAGGCGGAUCCCCACCAGACCACUCCGUCUGCUGAGACCAACGAGAGGAAUUUCUUGAGGACAUUUGGGCUCUCUCGCUUGUCGUCCGGUCAAGAUUCUGACUCUCUGUCACAGCAGCAAAAAACGAUACCGGUCCCCGCGGCCGACGAACCACCCCUGGGAGAAAUUGACGACGAAUCCGACGAUGAAGAUGACAACGGCACCCGUGUCGUGCGGGAGGAAGAUAUUAGCUUCCUACGCAAUCACGUACAAAAACAGGCGGAGGAGAUAAGCAGCCAAAAGGAUAUUAUCGCUCAGGUUCGCGACGAGUUGCAAAAACAGGAAGAGCACACCCGUCGCGCUCUUACCAAGGUCGAAAAUGAGGAUGUCGUUCUUCUCGAACGCGAGUUGCGAAAGCACCAACAGGCCAACGAGGCCUUCCAGAAAGCUUUGCGUGAAAUCGGUGGCAUUAUCACUCAAGUCGCCAAUGGUGACCUGUCCAUGAAGGUCCAAAUUCACCCGCUGGAAAUGGACCCCGAAAUCGCCACUUUCAAACGAACAAUUAACACUAUGAUGGAUCAACUGCAAGUCUUCGGUAGUGAAGUGUCUCGUGUCGCACGUGAAGUCGGUACUGAAGGAAUACUCGGUGGACAAGCCCAGAUCACUGGCGUCCAUGGUAUCUGGAAAGAGCUUACGGAGAACGUCAACAUUAUGGCCAAGAAUUUGACAGAUCAAGUGCGAGAAAUUGCCGCCGUGACUACCGCCGUCGCUCACGGCGAUCUUAGUCAGAAGAUUGAGAGCCGGGCCCAAGGUGAAAUUCUGGAGUUGCAACAGACCAUCAACACCAUGGUUGACCAACUUCGAACGUUUGCAACAGAAGUUACUCGAGUCGCGCGUGAUGUCGGUACGGAAGGUGUACUAGGAGGACAAGCUCAGAUCGAGGGUGUACAGGGCAUGUGGAACGAACUCACGGUUAAUGUCAACGCCAUGGCCAACAAUCUUACCACGCAAGUGCGAGAUAUUGCUACUGUCACAAAGGCCGUUGCCAAGGGUGAUCUCACGCAGAAGGUCCAGGCCAACUGUAAGGGAGAAAUCGCAGAGCUGAAGAAUAUUAUCAAUUCCAUGGUGGACCAACUACGACAAUUCGCUCAAGAAGUCACUAAGAUUGCCAAGGAAGUCGGUACCGAUGGUGUUCUUGGAGGCCAAGCUACUGUGAAUGAUGUCGAGGGAACCUGGAAGGAUUUGACAGAAAAUGUCAACCGCAUGGCCAACAACCUGACCACGCAGGUGCGUGAGAUUGCGGAUGUCACUACCGCAGUCGCUAAGGGUGAUCUAACCAAAAAGGUUACUGCCAACGUACAAGGAGAAAUCCUCGACCUUAAGAGCACGAUUAACGGCAUGGUGGAUCGUCUUAACACCUUCGCUUUCGAAGUUAGUAAAGUGGCUCGUGAGGUCGGCACAGACGGUACCCUCGGUGGUCAGGCUAAGGUUGACAACGUGGAAGGAAAAUGGAAGGACCUCACGGACAAUGUGAACACCAUGGCGCAGAAUUUGACAUCUCAGGUCCGAAGUAUUUCCGAUGUCACGCAAGCUAUUGCUAAGGGAGACCUGAGCAAAAAGAUCGAAGUGCAUGCCCAGGGAGAGAUUCUCACGCUGAAGGUCACCAUCAAUCACAUGGUGGGUCGACUGGCCAAAUUCGCUACUGAGCUGAAGAAGGUCGCCCGAGAUGUCGGUGUUGACGGCAAGAUGGGUGGACAGGCAAACGUGGAGGGUAUUGCGGGUACUUGGAAGGAAAUUACCGAGGAUGUGAACACCAUGGCCGAAAACUUGACAUCACAAGUACGCGCUUUCGGUGAAAUUACCGAUGCCGCCACAGACGGUGACUUUACCAAGUUGAUCACGGUCAAUGCGUCUGGUGAAAUGGACGAGCUGAAGCGGAAGAUUAAUAAGAUGGUUUCCAACCUACGUGAUAGUAUUCAGCGAAACACUGCCGCUAGGGAGGCUGCUGAACUCGCCAAUCGCACCAAAUCAGAGUUCUUGGCCAAUAUGUCGCACGAGAUCAGAACGCCGAUGAACGGUAUCAUUGGAAUGACUCAGUUGACACUGGACACGGAUGAUCUCAAGCCAUAUACCCGAGAAAUGUUGAACGUCGUGCAUAACUUGGCAAACAGUUUGUUGACUAUCAUUGAUGACAUUCUGGAUAUUUCGAAGAUUGAAGCCAACCGGAUGGUUAUCGAGAGCAUUCCAUUCACCGUCAGAGGUACUGUCUUCAAUGCUCUCAAGACGUUGGCUGUCAAGGCCAAUGAGAAGUUCUUGAGUUUGACCUACCAAGUUGACAAUACUGUUCCUGAUUAUGUCAUUGGCGAUCCAUUCCGUCUCCGCCAGAUUAUUCUUAACCUUGUUGGAAACGCUAUCAAGUUCACCGAGCAUGGUGAAGUUAAGCUCACUAUCCGAAAGUCGGACAGAGAACAAUGCACGACCAACGAAUACGCCUUUGAAUUCUCAGUGUCUGACACGGGCAUUGGAAUUGAAGAGGAUAAGCUUGAUCUCAUCUUCGACACCUUCCAACAAGCCGAUGGCUCAACCACCCGCAGAUUUGGUGGCACUGGGUUGGGAUUGUCGAUUUCCAAGCGCCUUGUAAAUUUGAUGGGCGGUGACGUAUGGGUCACUUCCGAAUAUGGACAUGGAAGUACCUUCCACUUCACCUGUGUGGUGAAACUCGCGGACCAGUCUUUGAGUGUCAUCGCCAACCAGCUCUUGCCGUACAAGAAUCACCGUGUGUUGUUCAUCGACAAGGGCCAGAACGGUGCUCAAGCUACCAACGUCAUGAAGAUGUUGAAGAAAAUUGACCUAGAGCCGUUGGUUGUACGGAACGAGGAACAUGUUCCUCCGCCUGAGAUCCAAGAUCCUUCGGGCAAGGAAUCAGGCCAUGCCUACGAUGUCAUCAUUGUCGACUCGGUAGAUACUGCCCGGGUCUUGCGGACAUUUGACGAGUUCAAAUAUAUUCCCAUUGUUUUGGUCUGUCCUUUGGUGUGCGUGAGCUUGAAGUCGGCUUUGGACCUUGGUAUCAGCUCAUACAUGACUACCCCAUGUCAGCCGAUUGAUCUUGGCAAUGGCAUGUUACCAGCCUUGGAAGGUAGAUCGACGCCGAUCACCACCGACAACUCGCGUUCAUUCGAUAUUCUUCUAGCGGAGGACAAUGACGUCAACCAGCAACUUGCGAUGAAGAUUCUUCAGAAGCAUAACCACAACGUGUUUGUUGUUGGCAAUGGUUUGGAAGCAGUUGAGGCUGUCAAGAACCGUCGUUACGAUGUUAUUUUGAUGGACGUUCAGAUGCCAGUCAUGGGUGGCUUUGAAGCCACCGGCAAGAUUCGUGAAUAUGAACGCGAGAGUGGGCUUCAACGAACCCCAAUUAUUGCGCUCACUGCCCACGCUAUGUUGGGUGAUCGGGAGAAGUGUAUACAGGCACAGAUGGACGAGUACUUGUCCAAGCCGCUCAAACAAAACCAGAUGAUGCAAACCAUCCUCAAAUGUGCUACCCUUGGUGGAUCUUUAUUGGAGAAGAGCAAGGAGUCUAGGAUUUCGAGUAGCGGGGAAAUGCAUCCCAACUACUCAAUGUCCGAGAACCAACAGCCGCCACCACCACAACAGCGGUCAAAGCAGCAGCCUUUGCCGUCCCCUCGCUCGGUUGUAAAUUCCCGGUCCAUCACACCUUCUGGUCCUAUCACCCGGGGGAGUGUGGUCAGUCCGUCGGAAGAGAAAGAAGAGAUCAUCGACGAGCGGGCAUUGCUACGAUCCAACAGUACAUGA